This is a messenger RNA of Adineta steineri, 1227 nucleotides long. Lineage: Eukaryota; Metazoa; Rotifera; Eurotatoria; Adinetida; Adinetidae. The record is from the annotation of a GenBank genome assembly.
AUGUUGUCAUUUAUUCGUUUUCGAUGUUAUCCUAUUAUAAGUUUACCAGCAGUUCGUUAUGGUUCAUCAUCAAAAAAGAAAAUUCUUCCUUCAACAACACCAGCACUUCGUCAUAAUUGGCUUGAUCUAUCAUCAGAAAUUUGUCCAACUGAUACAUCUAAUUUAUCAUUAACUCCAGAUACUUCAUUUAAUACACGUUUAAUUAAAUAUUUAUCAGAUUCAAUAAAAACUAAUCUAACCGAUAAUGUUCAACAACAUUUAUUAACUACAUUUCAAACAUGGUCACCACGAGAAUUCUAUGAUUUAAUAUCUAUUUUUGGUUCAUAUGGUUUACAACCAGUUGAUGUUCUUCGUUUAUUAAUUAAUCUUCCAACUGCUGAUAAAACAAUUGUUAGUGUAAAUAUUUUCAAAGAAUGUUUUGAAAAUCUUCUUCAAUUAAAACUUGAUACAUCAACACGUUCAAUAUUAAUAUCAAAUGAUCCAAAUAUAAUACAAUAUGAUUUAAAUUAUUUACGUGAACGUAUCGAUGUUCUUAUGUGUUAUUUUACUAAACGUGAAAUUUAUAAAUUAGUACGAACACAUAAAAAAAUUUUUAGUGAAAAUUGGUCUGAUCUUGAUUAUAAAAUAAAUUAUUUAAAAAUAAUGUUAUUUGCAUCAACACGUGAUAUUGUUGAAUCGGGUGCAUUAGCAUAUCCAAUUGAUCAUAUACGUCAAAGAUAUUUAUUUGUUUAUCGUUCAGGUUUAUUUAAACGUGUUCGACGUGAAGAACAAUAUAUUAUACAACGUGAUUUAAAUAUUAAUUUAAUUGAUAUUUUUCAUACAAGUGUAUCAACAUUUUUAAAACGUACAACAAAUAAUCUUCUUCGACAAGAUGAUUAUCAAGCAUUUAUUGAUUCACUUAAAUAUGAAACAUUUGAUAAUGAAUUUGAUAAAUAUUUAACAUUAUCAAGAAAUCGAAAAAAUUGGUCAAAAGCUUUUAUGGCAGUUGAGAGAAAUGAACGACGUCAUUGGAUGAGUGAAUUUGAUAUGUAUAAUAAUAUAAAAGAUGAGGAAGAUGAAGAUGAUGAUGAUGAUGAAAAUAGUUUAACAGUAGUUAAUGAAAAAUCAUUAGCUAUAAGUAAUGAUGAAUCGAAACCGAGUAUAUGGCAUCCACUAUCAGAUUAUAAUCCUGAUAGACAUCGAAAUAGAAAAAUUCGACAAAAUAUUGAUCCAAAUAUUCGUUCAUAA